Messenger RNA from Plectropomus leopardus (leopard coralgrouper), 2657 nucleotides. Its product is annotated as von Willebrand factor A domain-containing protein 5A-like. NCBI's taxonomy places the organism in Eukaryota, Metazoa, Chordata, Actinopteri, Perciformes, Serranidae. The record is from RefSeq and is a predicted model, not a curated record.
UGUUAUAAAAGCAUGAUGGUGAACUGCUGUGGUCUGAUCACUGCCAACAAGGAGCCAGUUCCUCUGAAGAGCAUCGAGGUGGAGGUGGAGGUGAGAGACCAUGUGGCUACAGUGGUCUCCACUCUGAACUAUGAGAACAAGGAGGACAAACCAGUAGAGGCAGUUUUUGUCUUCCCUCUGCCUGGAGAUGCUGCUGUCUGUCAUUUUAGUGCAAAGAUUGGACAGAAAGAGAUUGUAGCAGAGGUGAAGGAGAAACAGAAGGCUCGUGAGGAGUAUGAUGAUGCACUGAGCUCCGGUCAGCAGGCCUUCCUGUUGGAGGAGAGUGAGCAGAGUCCAGAUAUAUUCUCUCUGAGUGUGGGCAGUCUGCCUCCAGGAGAGAGCGCCUCCAUCAGGCUGGAGUACGUCACUGAGCUGGCUGUGCAGGCUGAUGACGGGCUCAGGUUUUGUCUGCCUGCUGUGCUUAACCCUCGCUACCAGCCUCAGGGGAGUGGAGGAAGUGAAGGUGGCAGUGUCCAGGUGACCUCUGUUCCAGCCUCUCUGGUGCCCUACAGUCUGUCUUUCUCUGCCCGAGUGUCCUCUCCUCGUCCAGUCUCUAAAGUAGAGUCCAACUGUUCCCUGGAGCCUCUCCAGUACCUCAACACAGAGCAAACUCAGGCCACGGUCAAAUUGGCUGCAGAACACAAGUUUGACAGAGAUGUUGAGCUACUGAUUUAUUACAAAGACGCCCACCAGCCCACUGCUGUGGUGGAGGCAGGACAGGCCUCUGCCAAGCCUGGCACUCUGAUGGGUGAUCCAGUGGUGAUGCUGAGCCUGUACCCAGAGUUUCCUCAGUCUGUGAUGUCUUCAGUCGCCUCAUGUGGAGAGUUUGUGUUCUUACUGGAUCGAUCUGGAAGUAUGUCAGGGGCACGUAUGAAGAGUGCCAAGGACACUCUGCUGCUCCUGUUGAAGAGCUUACCAGUGGGCUGCUAUUUCAACAUCUACAGUUUUGGGUCUAGCCAUGAACACAUCUUCCCUAAGAGUGUGGAGUACAGCCAAGAGACCAUGGAAAAGGCUCUGAAACAAGUUGAGCAAAUGACGGCUAAUCUGGGAGGAACAGAGAUCCUGAGGCCCCUGGAACAUAUUUUCAGCCAGUCCUGCAUUCCCAAUCAACCUAGACAACUAUUUGUCUUUACUGACGGAGAGGUGGGGAACACCAAAGAAGUCAUCAAUCUGGUGAAGAAGAAUUCAGGUUCUCACAGGUGUUUCUCUUUUGGGAUCGGGGAAGGGGCCAGCUCUGCUCUUAUCAACGGGUUGGCCAAGGAAGGAGGAGGUCACGCUCAGUUCAUCACAGAAAAAGACAGGAUGCAGCCAAAAGUGAUGCAAUCGCUGCGAUUCGCUCUGCAACCAGCUGUGGUGGACAUCUCAGUUGACUGGGAUGUGCCAAAGGAAGUCUCUGUCACUGUCCUCUCUCCACCAAUCACAGCACUUUUUCAUGGUCAAAGGUCACUGGUUUAUGCCCAGCUCACUGGACAGAGCUCAGAGGCAGCAGAGGGCUGUGUGACGGUUAAGUACAGCCUGGCAGGUCAUCCCUCUCAGAACCAGCUACGCUUCAGUCUCACACCUGCAGAGGACACUGGAUUAACAGUGCACAGGUUGGCUGCUCGGACUUUGAUCCGCUCCCUGGAGAUGGAGCAGGAAGAGCACAGAGGAGAGCAAGAUGAAGUGAAGAAGAAAGUGGUGGAGCUCAGUGUCCAAUCAGGAGUGAGCAGUGUCUUCACUGCCUUCAUCGCUGUCAACAAAGGUGAUGGUGAGGCAAUUCAAGGACCUUUGGUGCGCAGAAAUGUUCCAACACCCAUGAUGAGGUUCUGUGGUAUGUCUGCGCCUACAGCUAUGUGUCAUUUGGUGAGUUUGGAUCUUCAAGCAUGCUGUGAAAUGCCAGAGCCUGCUCUAAUGUCCAAUUGUGCAAAGAAAAGGCCUAAGAGUGCAAAGGGUGCCUUCUCUGGUUUGAAGAAUCUACGUGCUAAAAUAGGAAGCAAAGCUACCAUGCUCCAACCAUGCUCCCUGCAGCAACCAGAAAAACAGUCAAAGUCUUUGCCCGAGCAGCCACCCAGAGACCCUUUGCUGCAGCUGGUCUCCCUCCAGAAGGCGUCUGGCAGCUGGGAGCUGAAUGCGGAUUUGGCUGCUGUACUGGGAAAGACCAGUGAGGAAGUGAAAAAGCCAAAGCCUGAAUCGGUGAACCAGGAAGUGUGGGCCACCAUUCUGGCUCUGAUCUGGCUUCAUGGUUUCAAGAAGGAUGCUCAGGAUGAGUGGGAGCUUCUGGCUAUGAAGGCUGGGUCAUGGCUCCGUGCUCAGAAUGCACCAUGUGUGACAGAGUGUGUGGAAGCUGGAAAUGCACUGUUGGGCUUCAACGUGCAGAAAGACGCUCUGGGACUCUAGAACUGGAACUGAGAUUUUGAUGGAAGUUUUUUCUCUUUAGCGCUGGUGCACAGAAGCAAAUUAAUUCCUUCUUACAACCUUUACUUUAUCAACAUGGCACCAUACAGUCUGCCUAGUGACAAUAAGAUCCCAUUCUUCAAAGUUUUCCAUUUCCAUGCAGUGUUUCCCCUUUUAAUUUGCACCUAUAUUAAUAUUUUAAUGUUUUAAAAGUGAAUUAAGUAAAUUUAAACUUUAUUGUUAAA